AUGGCCGCCGCAGGCGCGUCGCGGGCCGAUCUUGGCGGGCAGCCGCAGGCGGGGCCGGCCUGGCCGUCGCGCCCCGCGCCGCCCAGAGGAGCCGACGCGCAAGAUGGUCUCCUUCGACAUGGCUCUGGAGUGCUUCAGCCCCGCCGGCCUGGCGGAGGAGUUCGUCCAGGCGCUGCGCAACGACAGCCACGCGAGGCUGGGCUCCCCCGCCAAGGGCAGAGCGCCGCUGCGGGCUCGGGCCGUCUGGCAGGAAGGACGACGCUCCAGACAGAUCGGCAUCAUCGCCAGUGUUUGGCGACACCAGUACGCCACCAUGUGCGCAGAAGGAAGGAGGACGACGCCGAGUUGGCCGAGAUCGAGGCCUUCGCCGACGAGCAGGCACGGCGCUUCAUGCCCACGAUCGACCGGCGGCGCGCGCGCCGGACCGCGACCGCCAGCGUCGGCCGCGCGGCGCAGGCGGACAGCAUCAACUUCCAGAUGAAGACCUCUGCCCUGUGGCAGCGCAGAGGAUCGCGACUGGAGGUAGCCUGGGAGUCCUCGGCUGCAUGGUCGUGUGAUUUUUUCUGCUCGGGGUGGUGGAUGGAGUGUGGUCUCCUCUGGGGCGUGGCCAACAACCUCGCCUCGCCGCUUUGCAUCCGCCAUAUAUCGAGCCGAGAAGGCGCUAUAAUUACUGUUUAG
Molecule: messenger RNA, 678 nt
Organism: Prorocentrum cordatum
Lineage: Eukaryota; Dinophyceae; Prorocentrales; Prorocentraceae
Source: the annotation of a GenBank genome assembly